This is a messenger RNA of Pangasianodon hypophthalmus (striped catfish), 1208 nucleotides long. RefSeq names its product cellular repressor of E1A-stimulated genes 1 (gene creg1). The transcript has 4 exons. The record is from RefSeq and is a predicted model, not a curated record. The coding region runs from base 71 to 655 and encodes 194 amino acids. Lineage: Eukaryota; Metazoa; Chordata; Actinopteri; Siluriformes; Pangasiidae.
GCUUGAGUGGUCACAUGAUCACUCUGUAGAUAACGCUGGAGGUUGUUGACAUGAGUAGAAGGACAUUAAUAUGAGCGCGGAGCUGUUGUUGGUGUUUUCUCUGGCCUUUAUGGCUGUGUCGGCGAAUCAGCUGAAGAUCCCUCCGCAUGAGGAAGUAGCGCGAAUGGCGCGGUUCGUCGUUAACCAGUGCGACUGGGCCUCCAUGGCCACCAUCUCCAGCCACGAGCCCGUGAAGGGGCAGCCGUUCUCCAACACCUUCUCCAUCAGCGACGGGCUGCAGGGCAACGGCACCGGGAUCCCCUACAUGUACCUCACACACAUGGAGAUCUCCGUGCAGGAUCUGCAGGUGAAUCCACAGGCCUCCCUGUCUGUAUCUCUUGCUCAGACACAUUUCUGUAAGAACAAAGGGUAUGACCCCCAGAGCCCCCUGUGUGCCCACAUUAUCCUGUCUGGCUCUGUACAGGAGGUGAAUGGUACAGAAGCUGAAUUUGCGAGGAAGGUGCUGUUCAGCAGGCAUCCUGAGAUGAUCGACUGGCCUGUUGACCACAACUGGUUCUUUGCUAAAAUGGCAAUAAGCCAGGUUUGGGUGUUGGACUACUUCGGAGGGGUGAAGAUGGUGUCGCCUGAGGACUACUACAAAGCUACACCAUUUUGAAGAGCACCUCUGUGAGUGAUGAGGUGUUGACAGUGGCCCGGAUUAUGAAGAUUCCAUCAAAUGAAUGGAUUUUUCAGAAAUCACAGUUAUUGGGUUCAAGAUUGUUUAGUUUUCCUUUGAGCAAUAUACCUAGCUGAUUCUUUGGCACUUUGUGAAGACACUUUUUUGAUAAGAUAUUUUUAAUCUAUGCUUUUCAUGUAUUUUAAUAAUAAUAAUUUUAAAUCAUGCUGUUCAGUGCAGUCUUGCUUCAAAAAUGAUUGUGAAAGGCUUUUUAAUACAAACAAUGCCUAUAAUUUUGACAAUUUAGUCUUCAUAUAGGUAGGUGAUCUUUUGUCUUAAAUGAUUAAUGAUCAUCUUUUUUGCACUUUGCACAAUUGUUAGUCUGUACAUUACAUGGUGUAAAGAAUGAGCCUUAAUUUCCUGUAAUUAAUAGGGUUUCAUUCAGUUGCAGGUCUUCCUGCUGACGCUAAUGUUGUGUAAUGUUGUAAAAGUGUGAAAGCGUGAUCUGUGAAAAAGCCCAUGCAAUGAAAUAAAGUUUAACUGCUUCCAACAA